Molecule: messenger RNA, 615 nt
Organism: Lolium rigidum
Lineage: Eukaryota; Viridiplantae; Streptophyta; Magnoliopsida; Poales; Poaceae
Product: transcription factor bHLH144-like
Exons: 1
Coding region: 1-615 (204 amino acids)
Molecular function (GO): protein dimerization activity
Source: RefSeq, a predicted model, not a curated record
AUGCAGGGUGGCCACGGAUACUACGGCGGCGGCUCCCCGCCUCAGGGCUACGGCUACGGUGACCAUGGCCACGAGGCCGGGUACUACUCCAACAUCUACCCGUCGGUGCCUGAUGACCCGCUCGCCGGACAGAAGGCGCACGAGUUCACAGCGGCGCCGACGAACGAGCUCCAGUUCCAGCCAUCGGAGACGUGCCCCAAGAACUACUUCAUCUUCGACCAGACGUACGCCGAGAGCCGGGUCAUGUUCCACCCCUCGCUGGCCCACAAGUUCGAUGCCGGGAAGAGCACGUACCGGGAUAAAGACUACGACGACAGCUGCUCGGUCCGGCAAAGGGAGGACACCGACGAUAUCGACGCGCUGCUAAGUUCCGAGGAGGACGACGUGGUGAGCACGGGGCGGACUCCAGGGUACCGAGACGGGAGCUCCCCCGACUCGUGCUCGUCCGGCAAGAAAAAGAAGGAGCGGAUGAAGAAGAUGGUGCGGACGCUCAAGGGCAUCCUCCCCGGCGGCAACCAGAUGGACACGCCGGCCGUGCUGGACGAGGCCGUCAAGUACCUCAAGUCGCUCAAGGUGGAGGUCAGGAAGCUCGGCGUGCGCGGCUCGGACAGCUAG